Molecule: messenger RNA, 9226 nt
Organism: Lepus europaeus (European hare)
Lineage: Eukaryota; Metazoa; Chordata; Mammalia; Lagomorpha; Leporidae
Gene: FLNB
Product: filamin B
Exons: 46
Coding region: 147-7955 (2602 amino acids)
Biological process (GO): actin cytoskeleton organization
Molecular function (GO): actin filament binding
Source: RefSeq, a predicted model, not a curated record
GCCCCGGCCGCGGCUCUGCUAGCAGCGAGUUCGAGCCCCACUCCCGCUCCGCUGCGGUUCUCGCUCCCCCGGCCCUUGGGCCUCCCGCCGACGCCAGCCUCCGGCCGCAGCUCGUCGUUGCGCCUCGCGCUCUCCCCGCCGCCAGGAUGCCGGUGACCGAGAAGGACCUGGCGGAGGACGCGCCGUGGAAGAAGAUCCAGCAGAACACGUUCACCCGCUGGUGCAACGAGCACCUCAAGUGCGUGAACAAACGCAUCGGGAACCUGCAGACCGACCUGAGCGAUGGGCUGCGGCUCAUCGCGCUGCUCGAGGUGCUCAGCCAGAAGCACAUGUACCGCAAGUACCACCAGCGGCCCACCUUCCGUCAGAUGCAGCUGGAGAACGUGUCGGUGGCUCUCGAGUUCUUGGACCGCGAGAGCAUCAAGCUCGUGUCCAUCGACAGCAAAGCCAUCGUGGAUGGGAACCUGAAGCUCAUCUUGGGCCUGGUGUGGACAUUGAUCCUCCACUACUCCAUCUCCAUGCCUGUGUGGGAGGACGAAGGGGAUGAUGACGCCAAGAAGCAGACGCCAAAGCAGAGGCUGCUGGGCUGGAUCCAGAACAAGAUCCCCUAUCUGCCCAUCACCAACUUCAACCAGAACUGGCAAGAUGGCAAAGCCCUGGGAGCACUGGUAGAUAGCUGUGCCCCAGGUCUGUGCCCAGACUGGGAAUCCUGGGAUCCUCGGAAGCCUGUGGAUAACGCCCGAGAAGCUAUGCAGCAGGCCGACGACUGGCUGGGUGUCCCGCAGGUCAUCACUCCGGAAGAGAUUAUUCACCCGGACGUGGAUGAGCACUCGGUGAUGACUUACCUGUCCCAGUUCCCCAAAGCCAAGCUCAAGCCCGGGGCUCCUCUGAAGCCCAAACUCAAUCCGAAGAAAGCCAGGGCCUAUGGCAGAGGCAUCGAGCCCACUGGAAACAUGGUAAAGCAGCCCGCCAAGUUCACUGUGGACACCAUCAGCGCCGGGCAAGGAGACGUGAUGGUGUUUGUGGAGGACCCAGAAGGGAACAAAGAGGAGGCACAAGUCACCCCUGACAGCGACAAGAACAAGACAUACUCCGUGGAGUACCUGCCCAAGGUCACUGGGCUACACAAAGUCACAGUCCUCUUUGCAGGACAGCACAUCUCCAAGAGCCCAUUUGAAGUCAAUGUUGACAAGGCCCAGGGGGAUGCCAGCAAAGUCACUGCCAAAGGCCCAGGGUUGGAAGCUACUGGGAACAUCGCCAACAAGCCCACCUACUUUGACAUCUACACAGCAGGAGCUGGCGUGGGUGACAUUGAUGUUGAGGUGGAAGACCCCCAGGGGAAGAACACCGUGGAGCUGCUUGUGGAAGACAAGGGAAACCAGGUGCAUCGAUGUGUGUAUAAACCGGUGCAGCCUGGCCCCCACGUGGUCACGGUUUCCUUUGCCGGGGACACCAUUCCCAAGAGUCCCUUCGUUGUGCAGGUUGGGGAAGCCUGCAGUCCGAAUGCCUGCCGGGCCAGUGGCCGAGGCCUGCAGCCCAAAGGCGUCAGGAUCCGAGAGACUGCAGACUUCAAGGUUGACACCAAAGCUGCCGGAAGUGGGGAGCUCGGCGUGACAGUGAAGGGUCCUAAGGGCCUAGAGGAGCUGGUGAAGCAAAAAGGCUUUGUGGAUGGGGUCUACGCGUUCGAGUACUACCCCAGCACCCCAGGGAAGUACAGCAUCGCCAUCACAUGGGGGGGACACCACAUCCCCAAGAGCCCCUUUGAAGUUCAAGUUGGCCCUGAAGCAGGCAUGCAGAAGGUCCGUGCGUGGGGCCCUGGCCUCCAUGGAGGGAUUGUUGGGCGCUCGGCAGACUUUGUGGUGGAGUCGAUUGGUUCUGAAGUGGGUACUCUAGGGUUUGCCAUUGAAGGCCCCUCCCAGGCGAAGAUCGAGUAUGAUGACCAGAAUGAUGGAUCAUGUGAUGUCAAAUACUGGCCCAAGGAGCCUGGUGAAUAUGCUGUUCACAUCAUGUGUGACGACGAAGACAUCAAAGACAGCCCAUACAUGGCCUUCAUCCACCCGGCCACCGGAGACUACAACCCUGAUCUGGUUCGAGCAUAUGGGCCAGGUUUGGAGAAAUCUGGGUGCAUCGUCAACAACCCAGCUGAGUUCACUGUGGAUCCAAAGGAUGCAGGAAAAGCUCCAUUGAAGAUAUUUGCUCAGGAUGGGGAAGGCCAGCCCAUUGACAUCCAGAUGAAGAGCCGCAUGGACGGCACGUAUGCUUGCUCCUACACCCCAGUUAAGGCCAUCAAGCACACCAUCGCUGUGGUCUGGGGAGGUGUGAGCAUCCCGCAGAGCCCCUUCCGGGUCAACAUCGGGCAAGGUAGCCAUCCGCAGAAGGUCAAAGUGUUUGGGCCAGGCGUGGAGAGAAGUGGUCUGAAGGCAAAUGAGCCCACCCACUUCACAGUGGACUGCACUGAGGCUGGGGAAGGUGAUGUCAGCGUUGGCAUAAAGUGUGAUGCCCGGGUGUUGAGUGAGGAUGAGGAAGAUGUGGAUUUUGACAUUAUUCACAAUGCCAACGACACGUUUACUGUCAAAUAUGUGCCUCCAGCUGCUGGACGAUACACGAUCAAAGUUCUCUUUGCAUCUCAGGAAAUCCCCGCCAGUCCUUUCAGGGUGAAAGUCGAUCCUUCCCACGACGCCAGCAAAGUGAAGGCAGAAGGCCCAGGGCUCAGCAAAACAGGUGUGGAAAACGGGAAACCAACCCACUUCACCGUCUACACGAAGGGCGCUGGGAAGGCCCCACUCGACGUGCAGUUCAGCAGCCCUCUUCCUGGUAACGCGGUGAAGGAGUUGGAUAUCAUCGAUAAUUAUGACUACUCUCACACUGUGAAGUACACACCCACCCAGCAGGGCAGCAUGCAGGUGCUGGUGACUUAUGGUGGUGAUCCCAUCCCGAAGAGCCCCUUCACCGUGGGUGUUGCUGCUCCGCUGGAUCUGAGCAAGAUCAAAAUUCACGGGCUGGAAAAUAGGGUCGAAGUUGGGCAGGAUCAGGAGUUUACCAUCGACACCAGGGGGGCAGGAGGCCAGGGGAAGCUGGACGUGACAAUCCUGAGCCCCUUGCGGAAGGUCGUGCAGUGCCUCCUGGCGCCUGUGGCAGGCCGGGAGAGCAGCACGGCCAAGUUCAUCCCUCGGGAGGAGGGCUUGUAUGCCGUAGAUGUGACCUACGAUGGACACCCUAUACCUGGGAGCCCCUACACGUUGGAAGCCUCACUACCACCAGAUCCUACCAAGGUGAAGGCCCACGGUCCUGGACUUAAAGGUGGUCUGGUGGGCCGACCUGCCGAGUUCACCAUCGAUACCAAAGGAGCUGGCACUGGAGGUUUGGGCCUAACCGUGGAGGGUCCAUGCGAAGCCAAAAUCGAAUGCUCCGACAAUGGUGACGGGACCUGCUCUGUGUCUUACCUUCCCACGAAACCUGGGGAAUACUUUGUCAACAUUCUGUUUGAAGAAGUCCACAUACCUGGGUCACCCUUCAAAGCUGACAUUGAUAUGCCCUUUGACCCCUCCAAGGUCAUGGCAUCAGGACCGGGGCUUGAGCGUGGGAAAGUGGGGGAAGCUGGGCUCCUUAGCGUUGACUGUUCGGAGGCAGGGCCUGGAACACUGGGCCUGGAAGCCGUCUCGGACUCAGGAGCCAGAGCUGAAGUCUCAAUUCAGAACAACAAAGAUGGCACGUAUGCGGUGACCUACAUGCCUCUGACUGCCGGCAUGUACACGCUGACUAUGAAGUAUGGCGGCGAGCUUGUGCCACACUUCCCUGCCCGGGUUAAGGUGGAGCCCACUGUGGACACCAGCAGGGUCAAAGUCUUUGGUCCUGGAAUAGAAGGAAAAGAUGUGUUUCGAGAAGCCACCACUGAUUUCACUGUGGACUCGCGGCCCCUGACCCAGGUAGGGGGCGACCACAUCAAGGCCCACAUUGCCAACCCCUCGGGGGCCUCCACCGAGUGCUUUGUCACCGACAAUGCGGAUGGGACCUACCAAGUGGAGUACACACCCUUUGAGAAAGGCCUGCAUGUAGUUGAGGUGACAUAUGAUGAUGUGCCCAUCCCGAACAGUCCCUUCAAAGUGGCUGUAACUGAAGGCUGCCAGCCAUCUCGAGUCCAAGCCCAAGGUCCUGGCCUGAAAGAGGCCUUUACCAACAAACCCAAUGUCUUCACUGUGGUUACCAGAGGGGCAGGAAUCGGUGGGCUUGGCAUAACUGUUGAGGGACCGUCGGAGUCGAAGAUAAACUGCAGGGACAACAAAGACGGCAGCUGCAGCGCUGAGUACAUCCCUUUCGCGCCGGGGGAUUAUGAUGUGAACAUCACCUACGGAGGAGCACACGUCCCUGGCAGCCCCUUCAGGGUUCCUGUGAAGGAUGUCGUAGACCCCAGCAAGGUCAAGAUUGCAGGCCCAGGGUUGGGCUCCGGCGUCCGAGCCCGCAUCCUGCAGUCUUUCACAGUUGACAGCAGCAAGGCUGGCCUGGCCCCACUGGAAGUGAGAGUCCUAGGCCCACGAGGUCUGGUGGAGCCUGUGAAUGUGGUGGACAACGGAGAUGGCACACACACAGUGACCUAUACCCCAUCUCAGGAGGGGCCUUACAUGGUAUCUGUUAAAUAUGCUGAUGAAGAGAUCCCUCGAAGUCCCUUUAAGGUCAAGGUCCUUCCCACGUACGAUGCCAGCAAAGUGACCGCCAGCGGCCCCGGCCUCAGUUCCUAUGGCGUGCCUGCCAGCCUGCCUGUGGAGUUUGCAAUCGACGCCAGAGAUGCAGGGGAGGGCCUGCUUGCUGUUCAGAUCACGGACCAAGAGGGAAAACCCAAAAGAGCUGUUGUCCAAGACAACAAAGAUGGUACCUAUGCUGUCACCUACAUCCCCGACAAGACUGGACGCUACAUGAUUGGGGUCACCUACGGAGGGGAUGACAUUCCAUUUUCUCCUUACCGCAUCCGGGCCACUCAGACGGGCGAUGCCAGCAAGUGUCUGGCCACAGGUCCUGGAAUUGCCCCCACUGUGAAAACGGGCGAGGAAGUUGGUUUUGUGGUUGACGCGAAGACUGCCGGGAAGGGAAAAGUAACCUGCACAAUUCUGACCCCGGAUGGCACUGAGGCGGAAGCUGAUGUCAUCGAAAAUGAGGAUGGCACCUAUGACAUUUUCUACACAGCCGCCAAGCCUGGCACCUAUGUGAUCUAUGUGCGCUUUGGUGGCGUUGAUAUUCCCAACAGCCCCUUCACUGUCAUGGCCACAGACGGGGAAGUCGCAGCCAUGGAGCAGGCACCGGUAAAUGCAUGUCCCCCUGGAUUCAGGCCCUGGGUGACCGAAGAGGCCUAUGUCCCAGUGAGUGACAUGAAUGGCCUGGGGUUUAAACCCUUCGACCUGGUCAUUCCGUUUGCUGUCAGGAAAGGAGAAAUCACUGGCGAAGUUCACAUGCCUUCAGGGAAGACGGCUACCCCCGAGAUUGUGGACAACAAGGAUGGCACGGUCACGGUCAGAUACGCCCCCACUGAGGUCGGGCUCCAUGAGAUGCACAUCAAAUACAUGGGCAGCCACAUCCCUGAGAGCCCACUCCAGUUCUACGUGAACUACCCCAACAGUGGGAGCGUGUCUGCAUACGGCCCAGGCCUGGUGUAUGGAGUGGCCAACAAAACUGCCACCUUCACCAUCGUCACUGAGGACGCAGGAGAAGGUGGACUGGAUCUGGCUAUCGAGGGGCCCUCGAAGGCAGAAAUCAGCUGCAUUGACAACAAAGACGGGACGUGCACAGUGACCUACCUGCCCACGCUGCCCGGCGACUACAGCAUUCUGGUCAAGUACAACGACAAGCACAUCCCCGGCAGUCCCUUCACGGCCAAGAUCACAGAUGACAGCAGACGGUGCUCCCAGGUGAAGCUGGGCUCGGCUGCUGACUUCCUGCUCGACAUCAGCGAGACUGACCUCAGCACCCUCACGGCCAGCAUCAAGGCCCCGUCCGGCCGUGACGAGCCCUGUCUCCUGAAGAGGCUGCCCAACAACCACAUCGGCAUCUCUUUCAUCCCCCGGGAAGUGGGCGAGCACCUGGUCAGCAUCAAAAAGAAUGGCAACCAUGUGGCCAACAGCCCCGUGUCCAUCAUGGUGGUCCAGUCCGAGAUUGGUGAUGCCCGCCGAGCCAAAGUCUACGGCCGUGGGCUCUCAGAAGGCCGGACUUUCGAGAUGUCUGACUUCAUCGUGGACACAAGGGAUGCAGGUUAUGGCGGCAUUUCCUUGGCAGUGGAAGGCCCCAGCAAGGUGGACAUCCAGACAGAGGACCUUGAAGACGGCACCUGCAAGGUCUCCUACUUCCCCACCGUGCCCGGGGUUUACAUCGUCUCUACCAAGUUCGCUGAUGAGCACGUGCCCGGGAGCCCCUUUACUGUGAAGAUCAGCGGGGAAGGACGAGUCAAGGAGAGCAUCACCCGUACCAGCCGGGCCCCAUCUGUGGCCACCGUUGGCAGCAUCUGCGACCUGAACUUGAAAAUCCCAGAAAUAGACAGCAGUGACAUGUCAGCCCAUGUCACCAGCCCCUCCGGCCGUGUGACCGAGGCAGAGAUUGUGCCCGUGGGGAAGAACUCGCACUGCGUCCGGUUUGUGCCCCAGGAGAUGGGCGUUCACACGGUCAGCGUCAAGUACCGUGGGCAGCACGUCACCGGCAGCCCCUUCCAGUUCACCGUGGGGCCACUCGGCGAAGGGGGCGCGCACAAGGUGCGGGCAGGAGGCCCCGGCCUGGAGAGAGGAGAAGCAGGAGUCCCAGCUGAGUUCAGCAUCUGGACACGGGAAGCAGGUGCUGGGGGCCUCUCCAUCGCCGUUGAGGGCCCCAGUAAGGCUGAAAUUACAUUUGAUGACCAUAAAAACGGGUCAUGCGGCGUGUCCUAUAUUGCCCAAGAGCCUGGUAACUACGAGGUGUCUAUCAAGUUCAACGAUGAGCACAUCCCCGAGAGCCCCUACCUGGUGCCAGUCAUCGCGCCCUCCGACGACGCCCGCCGCCUCACUGUUAUGAGCCUUCAGGAAUCGGGAUUAAAAGUUAACCAGCCAGCAUCCUUUGCUAUAAGGUUGAAUGGUGCAAAAGGCAAGAUUGAUGCUAAGGUGCAUAGCCCCUCGGGAGCCGUGGAGGAAUGCCACGUAUCUGAGCUGGAGCCAGAUAAAUAUGCCGUUCGCUUCAUCCCGCACGAGAACGGCAUCCACACGAUCGACGUCAAGUUCAAUGGGAGCCACGUGGUUGGAAGCCCCUUCAAAGUGCGCGUCGGAGAGCCAGGCCAGGCGGGGAACCCUGCCCUGGUGUCUGCCUAUGGCACGGGACUCGAGGGCGGCACCACAGGUAUCCAGUCUGAGUUCUUCAUCAACACCACUCGUGCGGGCCCAGGGACCUUGUCCGUCACCAUCGAAGGCCCGUCCAAGGUGAAGAUGGAUUGCCAGGAAACCCCAGAAGGCUACAAAGUCAUGUACACGCCCAUGGCCCCUGGAAACUACCUGAUCGGGGUCAAAUACGGCGGGCCCAACCAUAUAGUGGGCAGUCCCUUCAAGGCCAAGGUGACAGGCCAGCGUCUGGUCGGCCCCGGCUCAACCAAUGAGACCUCAUCCAUUCUGGUGGAGUCGGUGACCAGGUCCUCGACGGAGACCUGCUACAGCGCCAUCCCCAAGGCAUCCUCAGACGCCAGCAAGGUCACCUCCAAAGGGGCAGGGCUGUCGAAGGCCUUCGUGGGCCAGAAGAGCUCCUUCCUGGUGGACUGCAGCAAAGCCGGCUCCAACAUGCUGCUGAUCGGGGUCCACGGGCCCACCACCCCCUGCGAAGAGGUGUCCAUGAAGCACGUGGGCAGCCAGCAGUACAAUGUCACGUACGUCGUCAAGGAGAGGGGCGAGUACGUGCUGGCCGUGAAGUGGGGGGAGGAGCACAUCCCCGGCAGCCCCUUCCACGUGACCGUGCCUUAAAACGGUUCCCACCAGCCCCCCGGAGGAGUUCUCGCGUUGCUUUUGUCGCUUGUCUGUAAUCCACCUUAUACGGUGUCCUCCGCCUUGUGUGUGAGUCUACAGCCUCGUCCCCAAAGCAUUGCCGUGCUCACGCACCUUGCGGGCCGCGUCCUGCUCUUUGCCGCUCCAGGGGCACUCACACUGGGGAGUCCUAAAAACCCACACUCGUUCCCUGGGCCACUCGCUGCGGGCCAGGUGUGGGCAAGGCUGGCUUUAAAAAAAAAAAAAAUGAGAUUGGCUAGCCUCAGCUCCUGGCUCUGCGCUUAUGAAACAAGACUCGGGGGUGGGGGGCGGGGGAGAGAGGAGACCUAGUGCAGGUUGGCAGUGCAGGAGAUGGCUGCCAUCUGUCUGUCCCAUACUGUGUCGGAAAGGGCCAGUCGAGGCUGCUGCUGUUGCCACGCUGCCCCUCCCCGGUGCCCCCAGCUCUGUGGCCGCCUCAGCUUCCCCCAGGAGUAGAGCGUGCUUGCCAGCAAACUGGCCUGUACGGCUUCCUGGGACCCGGGCCCUUCUUGUGAUCCUCUCCCCGCGGAGUCACAACGUGGCAGCUGCUUUUCUGCUUUUGGUUGGUAAAGGCCAUCUCGGUCCCUUGGUCUGAGGACAUUGUACAGAGGCAAGCGGCACCCCACUGACCAAAGACCCUCUUAACCUGCAUUAGCCCUUGUUUGUCCCCCACGCAGCCAGGGGUCAGCCUGGUGAGCCCUCAUGGAAGUCCAUACGUCAGUGCGCUCAACACGGGGGCCUGGCACAGGGCACUCUGCACCUGCCCCCCAGCCGGCCUCCUGGGUCCCUUUUCCAAAGUAUAGACAGGAAGGGACAAACCUCCUGCAAAAUAGCCAACGCUGCUUAAACGGAUAGUGGCCAUGUGUUUGACCACGGCACAUGCCACCUGCAGUGUUUGGGAAGCAGUGCAUGGAAUUCCAAACUGCACGGAGGGUGUUGGUGCCCUCCCUGCAGACCCGAGCUGGCUUUGGGCUCAGGGGCCGUGGUCUGACGGCAGAGCCCAGAUCUGAUUGCUGCUUGGUCCUGAGGGAAGGGGCUGCCGUCGUCGUGGGUGUGAUGGGGGUGAGUGCUGGUGGUCAGAGCCCACCUGUUAGAAACUGGAGCGGCUGUAGCCUAAUGUGAAAGGACCGCAGGCCUCGUGAACUGGGACGUGGAACCCAAACUGGAAUCAAAUGCCGACUGUAAAUUGUAUCUUAUAACUUAUUAAAUAAAAUGUUUGCUCCGUUCAAGUU